CAUUCAAAAAAAAAGAUAAUAAAUGUAUGCAUAUCAAAUGACUUGUUGAGGGUUUUGUGAUAUAAACAAUCGGCCUAGUUAAAUGAAGGAAACAGUAAAUGAGGUGAGGAUGAGAAGUAUGGGUAAAUUCUUUGUGGAGAAAUGAUACGGUCCAUCCUGUUUCUCUUACUUUUCGCGACCUCUGAGGAGACAGGAGAAGAAAAGGAUCUCGUUUUCGUUCUGAACACUCCUUUGAUGAUGUCAGAUACAGACUUGUCCAAUGCCGUGGAUUUUAUUUAUAACAUCACAGAUCGUCUUACUAUAGGACCGACAAACACGUUAGUGGCAGCUCUCACCUACUCAGACCGAUCAACUCAACACUUCUCGCUAAAUUCCUACCCCACUAAGGGAGCUGUUCUCAGUUCUCUCGCUGCUCUGAAGUCCGUCAACAGAAGUCAUGAUAAAUCUAACCCGAACGAGGCUCUGGAGACUGUGAGACUAACAACAUUGAAGGGAUCUCGGGCCAGUUCCUCAAAAUUCGUUGUUCUUAUAGUUAUGCAGGGACCAGCUGCAGAUAGUAGAACGACGACUAAAUGGGCAGCGGAGGAUUUGUCAGCUGAUUAUAAAGCAACUCUUGUGACACUUGGACUGGAUUCCUUGAGUGACAGUGAUAAAUAUCUAAUGACUUCAAUAACUCAAGAUGAAUCAAAGACAUUUUAUGUCAUUGAUUUCAAGUUCAGUUGUAAUGUCAUUCCAAAUGUCACCAAUCUAAUAGAUUCAUCAGCUGACACAAGCCCAAUAAUUAACUGCCCUGAUCCCAAUGCUGUGGGAGCCACGACAACGCCAGUGAAUGAUACUAAAGAUGAUUCCCUGCUUUUGGUCGUCAUUGGUGCCCUAAUAGGGACCCUCAUUAUCCUUGCCCUUCUGGUCAUUGCUUAUAAAUGUGUCAAGGGGAACGCAGAGAAGGACCUCCGUGUUCUGAAGGCUAUAGAGGUGUACGGAGAGGCCCGGUUUGGAACAUCUAAAGAAGCCUUCUGUCACGAGGAGUUCGGGGGGUCCGGUACGGUAGGGAAGGCGAAAUCCGACAAUACAGAAGAGAUCAAGUCAAUGUACAGUACGCGGCUGUUCCUGGCCCGAAACUUUGCAAAUGGACAAACCACUACGUUCAGCAAUAACAGAUGAAGCUAUGGUCAAUCCAGCAAUGAGAUAAAUACGACCAUGGUGGUUUUACAGAAUGAUAGAGAAGCAUAUGAUUCACAUAGUACAAUGCUGCAUUUACAAUAGUAUAAUAAUAAUUAUAUAAUAUGAAUGCAGUGUGUGUAUAUUCACUAUG
This is a messenger RNA of Saccostrea echinata, 1312 nucleotides long. Its product is annotated as collagen alpha-3(VI) chain-like. The transcript is spliced from 4 exons. The coding region runs from base 142 to 1161 and encodes 339 amino acids. The record is from RefSeq and is a predicted model, not a curated record. NCBI's taxonomy places the organism in Eukaryota, Metazoa, Mollusca, Bivalvia, Ostreida, Ostreidae.